GUCAACAAUUUUAUCUUUGGCUACUGUUUACUCUCGGGUCAGUACAUACUGUAUUUACUCGAAAUCAAAGGUCAUUGUGUCAAGUUUAUCUUAAAAUACAUUUUUGCUAAGAAAUUGACACGCGUUUCUAGUUUCAUGUUUAAAUAUUUGGUUUAUUAAAUCUGGCCACACCAUUUUUCUGAAUAACUAUUAAUAUUUUACAUAAAUUGAAUUAACCUUUUAAGUAAAUCAAUGCAUAAAAACUGAAAUUCAAAACCGAUUGAAGAUAAAUUUCCUCAGUAAAAAUUGAACUUUAAAACAAAGGUUGAAAAGUGGCGUUUCCACAAGUUUGCUGUUGGUUCUGGUUUAUGUUUCAAGCUCAAACAAUUUGUGCUAAUUGAAUUUACUUACAAAACUUCUAUUCGAUUUCGAAAUUUUAAAUUGAUUGAUUUUCUGUUAUUUGUGGAAAUGCUGUACAUAAUUGAUCUUUUUUCUUAUGAAUAGUUUGCAAUGUCUUUAUUCAAAGUGAUUUGAAAUUGAAAAGUAAAUCAUUGUCAUUUUUAUCUGGUUCGAAGCUUUUAUUCAAUCCUGAGUUGAUGGUAUUGGACCAAUAAUCGAUCACUUUCGAUAAUAUCGCUCACUUGCAGAGCAGUUUUGUCUAAACUUGUCCUUUGUCUGUUUUUAAAUCUUAUGUCAGUUUUUCACCUCAAUAUCAAUCGUUCCUUUCUUCAUUCAUACAUUCAUUUAUUCAUCCAUCAUGAGAGAUACAUUUCGCAGUGAUAUCAUAGGAAAAGACCAAUUGGUCCAUCUUGUUGAUCGCAUCUGGCUUAAAGAGCAGACUGGCUAUGUUUUAAGGAUGAGACCUGAAAGUAAAUCUUAUCAGCGUACUAUUGAACACUAUCAUGGAUUCGAUUCGAAUUUAACCGAUGUUGAAAUUAACAAGGCACGGCAUCCAAUAAAACGAAUCGUCAAGAUUAUUAUUCAUUUUUAUGUGAAAAUAAUCGCUAUUAGCAUGCAAACGGUCAUUGAAAAUUUGUAUUCGUUGUCUGAAAGAAAAUUUGCAGAGAAAAAAAGAUUUGAUGAUCAAGAGCCAUUUGAGUAUUUAGAUGUUGAUGGAUUUGAAGAUUACCAUGUUUUAAUGAUGAACUGGAAAAUUGAGACUCCAUUUAUAUUGAAGACGAUUUGCGAGGUUAUGCUGAACAAACCUAGCAGCAAGCCUAUCAAAGACAUACUUAUUAACCUGUAUAAACGGCAACCAGAAACUGAACCAGCAACAUCACUUGAAUUGUCGGAAUUGUGGAUGAAAUUUGUGGAGCACGUACUUGAAUCUUAUGAUGAAAUCGUUCUUGAAAAUGAGCCAAAAGCACAUCAAAAAAGGAAGACAAGUCGCCAAUCUCCUUCGGUGUUUGACGAAUCAUUUUCCAAUCUUGUUUGGACAAAUAUACUAAGCUCGCUUGAAGAGAUUGAAACGUUUACUUUAAAAUUUGCAAUUCGGUGUGGCCUCGUGCUGUUGAACUUGACAAAAAAAAACUGUAGACGAUCAGUUCCACUGCCUGCUUUGAUGCCUUAAUUUCCUAGCUCAUGAUACAGUUUACUUUGACCAACUCUACUCGUACUCACUCACAAUCAAUUGAAUAUUUCAUUUUUUGCACUUUUAUAUUUUAUCAAUUCGAUAAAUAUCAUAACCAGUAUAUUCACGCCAUAUUUCAUUUUGAUAUUAAUAACAUUCAAAGUAUAUCUGAAUUUAUUGUCAUAAAAUAACCAGCUGAGCUUGCCACUUUUAAAUUAUUAGAUUAUUUUAAGCUCAAAUUUUAACGUAAAAACGAUGACCCGGACAAAGAAGGAAAUGAUGAAUAUCCAUCGAAAAGUAAAAAUCAUUGACCAGAGUACCUCAAUUUGAUAAUGCAGUUAUUUGCAAGUUCACCUUAAUACUCUUUUCAUAUGAAUGAAAUCAUCGUGAGAAGUAAUUAUGAAAUGAGAAAAUCUAUUUCUCGAUAAUGAUAAUUGAUAAUUCACAGAAAUUAUUAAAGUUGCCA
This is a messenger RNA of Tetranychus urticae (two-spotted spider mite), 2015 nucleotides long. RefSeq lists its product as uncharacterized. The record is from RefSeq and is a predicted model, not a curated record. Lineage: Eukaryota; Metazoa; Arthropoda; Arachnida; Trombidiformes; Tetranychidae.